Messenger RNA from Frieseomelitta varia, 1891 nucleotides. Its product is annotated as alpha-(1,3)-fucosyltransferase fut-5-like. Gene Ontology annotation, cellular component: membrane. The transcript has 4 exons. The coding region runs from base 542 to 1819 and encodes 425 amino acids. NCBI's taxonomy places the organism in Eukaryota, Metazoa, Arthropoda, Insecta, Hymenoptera, Apidae. The record is from RefSeq and is a predicted model, not a curated record. Gene Ontology annotation, molecular function: alpha-(1->3)-fucosyltransferase activity.
UUUGAAAUGCAAAGACAACGUGUAUUCUUUAAUGUGUACACACUAGUAUAAAGCCAAAUCAAAGUAUAGUAAGAGUUCUUAAAUAAAUAUAAAUUAUAUAUACUUAGAUUUCAUUUGUUGAUUUUUAUUUAAAUGAAAUAUGAAUUUAUUAAUAGAUUCAAAUUUUUCUUGAGACAGUAGCAAGGGACACGAUGUUUUGUCACCGCUGAGGAUAACGUUUGUAACUUACUACACCGGACCGUUACACUUGGUUAACCAAGACAAUCGAGAUCAACGAUUACUUGUGCAACAUACGUCAAAGGUAGCCUCGGCUAUUGGUCAGACCUGUUUCUUUCUUCUAAAUAUCGUUUCAUCCUUCACCUGGUUACAUUUUAUUAAUCUUCAUACCAUCAGUAAAAAUCUUUAAACAGUUCGUAAUUUGAAAACGGAAGUGACCCCAGAAGGAUCGUGAUGAAAAGAUUCACGAACGAUGACGAUAAAAGGCUGAUAUGGUUAAUAUUUCUAUUAUCCACAUUCUAUUAUCAGAACAGCCGGAAAUAUAAUGCGCGGACUUCUACGAUAUUCGAAACGAUUGUUACUUUUGUGCGUUGGUUUCACGAUUUUCUGUAUGAUUCUUGUUACUUUUUUCAUCUUUCUUGGUAAAAAGGAUAAUAAAGAAGUACUUCAGGAAAAAACGAAACAUGAACAACGAAUAAACAAGGAAUUAUUAAGAAAUGAACGGAUUAGUACGACGUCUGUACUUGGAAGAUGGCUCUUGUCUUCUGAAGGAAGUUUACUACCACCGAUAAUAAAUAAGAAAAAAAGACUGUAUUUGAUUUUAAUUUGGAAACAUGGGAAAUUUUUGGAACGUAGACACAUCAGACGUUUUACGAAUAAUAAAUUUUCACCUUGGGAAAAUUGUACAGUGAAGUGUAUACUGAGUUAUCAAUCGGAAGAUUUAGAUAUAGCAGAUGCUGUUGUGUUUCAUUUACAUCUGACACGUGAUGUAUUGGAAUUGCCGAUUAGAACACGAUGGAAUCAAAGGUGGAUUUUUUUGACUGACGAAUCACCGAUACACACUUUUCUCUACGGAAAUCAAGAAUUAUCUAGAUAUAAUGGUUUAUUCAAUUGGUCGAUGACUUAUCGAAUGAACAGCGAUGUGCCGGUACCUUACGGUAGAACGAUUUCUACAUCGUUUAUAAAUUCGCCGAAUAUAAAUUUCUCAAGCGAUUUGAUAAAGAAAUCAAAAACUAAACUAGUCACUGUUAUGGGUAGUAAUUGCGGGGGCACGAAUGGUCGAUGGAAAUAUAUUAGUCAACUGAAAUUGAUCUUCGGUAAUGAUCUUGACAUAUACGGAAGAUGUUUAAAUGGUAAUACGACCGCAUGUCCCGGUCAUUUUGAUAAAGAUUGUUCUGUUUUAAAUAACUACAAGUUUUAUUUAGCCUUCGAAAAUUCAAAUUGUAGAGAAUACUUAACAGAGAAAGUAUUUUGGCAUGGUUAUCACAAAUUAGCGAUUCCAGUGAUAAUGGGUGCGCCAAAGAAAGAUUGCGAGCAAUUAUUACCGCCACAUUCGUUUCUUCAUGUUAGCGAUUUUGCUGAUCCAGCAGCUCUAGCAAAUUACAUUCAGUAUCUUAAUAAACACAAUGAAAAAUAUUUCGAGUAUCACGAGUGGCGUAAAUAUUAUAAAGUAAUUAAUGAACAUGGUUAUUUCGGCAGUAUGUCACGACAUUAUUGCCGCGUUUGCGAAGCUCUUCAUUAUAAUUCUCCUGCCGUUAAAGUAUACGAGAAUAUGAAAUCGUUUUGGAACAAAAAACGAGAUUGUAACAUAAACGAGAUCUAACAUUUUCAAGUUUAAUUUAUACUGUAUUGUUAUAUCAUAUAAUUUAUACUGUAUAUUAUAUCAUUAGUUGAG